UAUUUUUGGCCAUUUUACGAAGACAUACGUAAAUAUCAACAUUAGUAAAUCAAUACUUAGUGUUUAUGACGGACUGUUUGUCGUUAUUUGUCAUGUUCAUAUAAAAGAAAACAACUUUUCUUUCGGACUUCGUACAAGAAAGAAUGGACAUUUUGUUUAAUCUCAUCCUUGCUAUCCUUUUUCUUUUUGAACUUAUUGGAGAUUGCUGUGUUUUUGGACUUGAGCAUAAUAGUUCCAGCAUACUUGUUCAAAGUGACGCAGAUCCAUUUACGGUGGGGAGUUCAUACGAAGAGUUCCAUGUAGAUCACACCUCAGGAUAUGAAGUCGAAAUAGUGGAAAAUCCACCUGAGACAAAUCUGAACAUUCUUUACAACUUUGAGCCAAUAAUUUCAAAACUUAACCAUGAUUAUAGCUAUACGUGCUUACUGGACGAAUUUAAAAACACUUUGCUGUGGUGGACUUUUCCCAAUGGAACACUUAAAAAUAAGAGUUAUAUGCUUGCAUCGGCAAUUAAAUAUCUGGAUUUAUCGCAUCAACAAACAUUCAGUGAUGAGGAAUUGUUAAAAAAGAUCGGUACAUUUGGUGUACCUGAUGUACAUGUUUCCGUUUUCUCAGCAGCCCAUAAUAACUUGUCCCACGUUCCAUAUAACGCAUUGACUGUCAUGUCCUUAGAUCUGAAAUUUCUUACACUAAGCGGCAAUAACUUUAAUGUUAUGGUACCCGACUACGGAGGAAACGGAAAAGAAACCAUUACAUGGGCAACAUUCCCGAUUUUACCUACACUAAAAGAGCUGGAUAUAAGUAAUUGCAAAAUUCAACAUUUAACGAGAGAAUCUUUUCGAAAUUUAACCAGCCUGACAAGGCUCUACAUGUCCAACAAUAAAAUCCUAGAAUUGCAAUCCGAUGUAUUCCUACACGCCUCGUUGUUGCAGUAUUUGGAUUUAUCUUUUAUGAAUGUCUUUGAUUACACGUCUAUUCCAACACAAACACUUAAUACCCUUUAUAGGCAAUUAUACGGACUCAAAAUACAGCAACUGACAUUUAAACAUGUGCCUAACCUUAAGUAUUUAGAUUUUUCACACACGAAGUUAUCUAAAAACAGUGCUGUCGCUUUCACCCAUCUCGGCAACAGUUUAAAAUAUCUCAGUCUAUGUUACACCGCAUUCCCCAUGAUUGGCAAUGCUUUGUUAAGGAAUACGGCACUUGUUGCCUUGGACAUGUCAGGAAAUUCUUUAGCUGCAUAUAAUAUAAUCGAUGAUGCAUUUGAAGGUGUCUCGGAGACGUUGAGUGUGCUCUUUUUUGAAUUAUCAAACUUGAAAAAUAUAUCUUGGGUCCGUAACCUUAGUAACCUGCGGAUACUAGGAUUGGCCAAUAAUAAUAUAAAUUCAAUAACAUUUGAAACAUUCACUAAUUUAACAAACCUAGAAGUGCUCGAUCUCAACACAAAUCACAUAGGCAAUUGGUAUAGUCGAGUUUUCACUAAUAACGAAAAACUUCGUGUCCUUAACCUCAGAGACAAUAAUAUCAAUAUUAUUACUUCAGAAAUGCUUAAAGAUUUUAGUUUAUUAAAUUUUUUGAGUCUUGGCGACAAUAACUUUGUGUGUGACUGUCUAUUAAGGGAUUUGGUUGAUGUUAGCAAUUCAAAUAAUAGAAACUUGGAAUGCGCUCACGAAAUAAUCCAGGAAGCUCUGGAGUAUACAUGCGAAAAACUCUCUGAGAACAAAACAGUGGCCGAUGUAGUAGCUUCACAUACACUGAAAAGAUUAAACAACAGAAGAAAAGGCGCAUAUCCUGUACAAAACAUGAAUCUGUCAGCAGCUUUUAGAAAACUUCGAUUUCACUUCAAUAUGUCUGGGAUGUAUCCAAAAACGUGUUCCUCUGUUAAUCCUCAAGCAAGCCCGGUAAUGAUGAAUAAGCUUAACGAAUCGACAAUGUUGAAGUUGCAGCUUUUAGAUUAUGAAGAUGCUCGUUAUUGGUGCUUUAACGAAACGGAAAAAUUGGGCUUUUUCGAUCUGAACUGCCACCAACGGUCUCUUGUCGAAGAUAUAGUUCAUCAACUUGAUAACCUCACUUAUUACGUUGUUGUGAUCGUCGGAACAUUACUGGCUGUUACUGUGGUCGGUGUAAUCAUUUAUGUAAAGCGUUGGCACAUAUACUAUUACUAUUCUUCCAUUAAAUCCGCUGCUUUGAUGUCAGAGGCUGUAAAAGAGAACGAUGAGAGCCUUCGGUCCUCCCACGAAAAUGGAGGCGUAAACAUGAUAUACGACAUAUUUAUUAGUUACUGCCAAAGUGAUCGCGACUGGGUGCUCACUGAACUAAUGCCAAAUGUUGAAGAUAAUGGUGAUAUUAAGAUUUGCCUGCAUGAACGGGACUUUCAGAUCGGCGUUACAAUUCUGGAUAACAUAAUAUCAUGUAUGGAUAGGUCCCGUUCGUUAAUGCUCAUAAUAUCAUCUUCAUUCCUUCUUAGCCACUGGUGCCAGUUCGAAAUGCACUUGGCACAGCGAAGGAUGUUUGAUGUGUGUAGAGAUUGUUUGAUUCUUGUCUUUUUGGAAGAAAUACCAAGACAUAAAAGACCGAAAAAUUUGCAGUACCUAAUGGAUGUAAAGACAUAUAUAAAGUGGCCAGGAGGUAAAAAUAAUAACAAAUCCCGCCCAGAAGAAUGCAGAAUUUUCUGGAAGCGGUUAAAACGUUCAAUGCAAAGAAUUGCUUCUGAUGGUGUUCAAUAAUGGAAUUCGGUAAACAAGUAAUACGAUGCGAUAACUUUCUAGUAUAUCUAUGUGUUGUACUUAAAUAAAUGCGUGUCCAUAUACACCAUCUUACCAAAAUAUGUACUGUUGCAUAACCGUAUUUCCAAAAUUCACAAGGUCCUUAUAUCCAUUAAAUAAAUGUGUUACGUAAGUUACACACCGUCUUGCAGCAAAACAGUUUGAAAUAAAUAAAUUCAGUUUUCACACAAAUAAAAAAGCAAAAAUACGGAGGGUUAAAGGUACAAAUGUUCAACUUUAGUAAAGCCAUGCCGGACUUCAUAUAUUUAUAUUGUACAAUGGCUAAAAUAGUGCAACCACACAUUUAUUUAAGUAUAGCCUUAGUAUUUUUAAAAAUAAAAAUAAUAUAAAAGAGUGCGAGUAAAUCCCAAUAUUUCGUUAUAUCUUUAAAUGUUUAUAUGCACAGCAAUAUAUUUUUAGGAAGAAUGUACCUGAUGUCCUCUCAAUUCUUAUUCGAGAAAAACUUAAUAGUCAAAGUAAAUAAUAUUCAAUUUUA
Musca domestica (house fly) is the source of this 3261-nucleotide messenger RNA. Its product is annotated as toll-like receptor 13. The coding region runs from base 144 to 2726 and encodes 860 amino acids. Gene Ontology annotation, molecular function: protein binding; transmembrane signaling receptor activity. The record is from RefSeq and is a predicted model, not a curated record. Gene Ontology annotation, cellular component: membrane. Gene Ontology annotation, biological process: immune response; toll-like receptor signaling pathway. NCBI's taxonomy places the organism in Eukaryota, Metazoa, Arthropoda, Insecta, Diptera, Muscidae. The transcript is spliced from 5 exons.